Messenger RNA from Lodderomyces elongisporus, 2136 nucleotides. RefSeq lists its product as uncharacterized. The transcript has a single exon. The record is from RefSeq and is a predicted model, not a curated record. NCBI's taxonomy places the organism in Eukaryota, Fungi, Ascomycota, Pichiomycetes, Serinales, Debaryomycetaceae. Bases 1 to 2136 code for a protein of 711 amino acids.
AUGGUGACAAAUGGUAAUGUGUCUGACCGCGAUACAAGGAACCUUGCAACCGCGAAUAACAAAAUCCCAGCAAGUGAAGUAGCCGAUAUAGGAAAAUGUACAAGAAAAGAUCUAGAAGCAGGCAAUGGUGGUGUUGGAGGUGUUGCCGAUGAUACAAUCGACAGUCAGUCAUUACCGAAACUGAGAUCGUCCUCAAUCCAUCAGGGAGAGACUUUCAAGCAUGUGGGGCACGUUUCCAACGUGGACUUUAACAACUUGAGAAAAGUAACCACGAGCAGCUCGCGAACGUCUGAUGCAAGUGCAAGAACAAAGUCGAAUCCACUUGCAAGGCUUUUUACAAGAAAUAAAUCUUCAAACUCUAUACAAACAGCGAGUGCCCAUACAAGCUUGCGGAAAGCAAAUCCAAGCCAUCAUGAAGAAAAAGAUAAAGAUAAAGAAAGAGAAAAAGGAAAAGGAAAGUUAGGAAAGGAGGAAGAAGAAGAGAAAGAGCAAGAGCAAGAGCAAGAGCAAGAAUAUAGUCAAAAAGAAGGAAGAAAUGGAGGAGACAAAGCAGGAGAAAACAAUGUUACUGAGGAAGGCGCAGAUAACCAAUAUGUCAGGAGAAGCGGCUCUUCCAUUCAUAUAGGCUCACGUAUCUCCUCAGGGCACAGACAUAAAGAUAAGCAGAAACUGCCAAGUAAAACCAAGCUGCAUUCUGCAAGUCUCGAGCUUGAAAGACCCCCUUCGAACUUUAUUGAUGGACAGGAUAGCUACAGCACUACUUCUCAAAACUCCUCACCUAGCUCCUUAAAGAGAAAACAAAAAAAAUUAUCGCUUGCUUCACCUGUGAUGAGCAUUCAAAACUUUUUUCACAAGCCUUUGGGCAGUGCGCAACUGAAGGCAGAAGGCAAGGGCCGCAAGGAUUCACUUCCGAGCCAAUCUAAAAACGUAGUGGGUUUAUCUUCAAGCAACUCCAACUCUAUAGUCAGCGAUCCAGACCUUGCGGCAAUUUUUAGAUUCACUCAGGGUAAUUUAUUUGCAGAAGAUAGCGAAGGGAACUCUGACUAUAGCACUUUGGUUGAGCUACAGCGAAAAAUGUUUACACCAACAGAUCUGUAUAUCUAUCAAAAGAUCAACAAGCACCACCCGCACAACGAAGUCUUGAGUGAAAUCUUGGACUCCAAGACAGCUAUCAAGACCAAUAGAGAUCAGCCUGCACUUUCUAAAUUUCAGCUAAGACUUUUUCAAAUCUUGAAGCCUCUUUUUGAUUCAUCUGGAAAUAACGGCAACUUCAACGCACAUCACCAGUAUCAGCACCACACUAGCAACAACAUCAAUGGCAUUAGUAAAAUCAACAACAAUGCUAAAAGUUCAGAUUGGUUACUAAGUAAGCAACUUGGCGUGUCAGUCGAAGAGCUUGGAAAUUAUGUGAAAGAUGUGUUCCAGGAAGCAAACCCAUUUGCAGCCACAAACAUCAAGUUGGCGAAAUACCGAAAAGGAGUGAGAUCUCCGUCAAAAAUACAAGUCGUUAAUACUAUCAAUCCUCAUCUGGAGGAAUCGAAUGGCCAUGCUCUUCAAACUUUCUCUAGAGAAUUCAACGAGGUUUUAGAUAUGUGUAUGCAUAUGUUGAUCGAUGGGUACCAAGGCGGAGGAAAGAAUAAUCGACAAGAAGGACGGGAUGUAAUAAACGAUAGCCCGAUUCACCGCUGGGACAUUGUAUCGAGCUGCUGGACACACUUCAAUAUGAGAACGAGGUUCUUGGUGAUAACCAUAAUGCAUCCACUUGAGUUGCUACUAAACAGAGACUAUGUUGAAAAGCUCGGUUGUUCAAGGUAUCAAAUGCUAGAUGCUGACACAUACUUAAUCCAGGCUUUUAGCAGGGUCAUCUUGAAACCAAUGCUUCUAUCGCGUAUGGAUGAUCGCGAAGACGCGUCUAUAUCGAGUUUGCAAAUGAGCCCUUCAAUGUUGACAGACCUUGAGUCACAGGCACUUUUCAAGAGCAAAACGACAACUGAAACCUUGCUCGCAUGCAUGGGGACCAUCAUGAGCAAUCCGAACUUUGAGUUUUCGGAGCAUGAUCCACACGAGGAUAAAUACCUAAGUGGCUUAGAUGCUUUAUCUCACGAAUUGCGCAUGUCGAUGACGAUUGCAAACUAA